Messenger RNA from Haemonchus placei, 141 nucleotides. NCBI's taxonomy places the organism in Eukaryota, Metazoa, Nematoda, Chromadorea, Rhabditida, Trichostrongylidae. The record is from the annotation of a GenBank genome assembly.
CAUGUGUUGCCGAGAGAUUCUUCGAAAGCUGAGUAUGCGAGCGCCAGACGAACAUUGCCAGGAAUAUGCUGGCGCGCACGACGAUAUACCGACCUAGCCGCAUCCGAUCCCCGUUGCUUACGCAUCCAACGACCAUACUGA